Messenger RNA from Marasmius oreades (fairy-ring Marasmius), 3619 nucleotides. RefSeq lists its product as uncharacterized. Gene Ontology annotation, cellular component: box C/D methylation guide snoRNP complex; small-subunit processome. The transcript has 4 exons. Bases 44 to 1651 code for a protein of 535 amino acids. Gene Ontology annotation, molecular function: snoRNA binding. NCBI's taxonomy places the organism in Eukaryota, Fungi, Basidiomycota, Agaricomycetes, Agaricales, Marasmiaceae. The record is from RefSeq and is a predicted model, not a curated record.
UCCUGCACACCAGAAAAGACGGGCCUGCUCGCUGCACUCAGCGAUGAUCACCCAUGCUCUCCUCGAAUCUUCUUCUGGUUAUGGCCUCUUCCAAGUUAAGCUCAGCGAAGAUAUUGCUGCUCACUCACAAGCAGCUCAGGAUUCCAUAAAAGACCUCUCAAAAUUCGGGAAAAUGGUUUCGUUGAUGAGUUUUGCACCGUUCAAAAACGCUGCUCAUGCAUUGGAGAAUGCCAACGAUAUAUCGGAAGGCCUUGUCAACGACUAUUUGAAGGAUCUUCUGGAAUUGAACCUCUCCAAAGCCUCCAAAAAAACCCCCGCCGUGUUGGCAGUUUCGGAUUCUUCGUUGGGCGGUAACAUACGAGAAACAGCCGGCAUUCAAUGUGAUGCCUCGGACAACGCACAAAAUAUCAUACGCGGUCUUCGUUUACACGCAGGAAAACUUCUCAAAGGGCUCCAGGAUGAUGACCUAAUGAAAGCCCAACUAGGUCUCGGUCACUCCUAUUCGCGAGCGAAACUCAAGUUUAACGUGAACCGAGUCGACAACAUGAUCAUUCAGGCAAUAGCUCUGUUGGAUCAACUGGACAAGGACGUGAAUCUGUUCUCGAUGCGUAUUCGGGAAUGGUACGGAUAUCACUUUCCCGAACUCGUCAGGUUAGUUCCGGACAACUACCAAUACGCUCAAGCUGCACAAUUCAUCGGGGACAAGGAUACGCUGAGUGAAGAUAAACUUCCUGAACUCGAAGCUCUCCUCGAGGAUAACACUACCACCGCCCGGAAUAUUUUGGACGCGGCUCGAGGAUCUAUGGGCUCCUCCCUUUCCGAAUUGGACAUGAUUAACAUCCAUUCGUUCGCAACGCGAGUCAUCUCUUUGGCAGAAUACCGAAAGUCGUUAAUAUCAUACUUAACGGAGAAGAUGAACCUCGUCGCUCCUAGCUUAACGGCAUUACUUGGGGAGAGGAUCGGUGCACGGCUCAUCAGUCACGCAGGUAGCUUGACGAAUUUGAGCAAGUACCCGGCAAGUACAGUCCAGAUUUUGGGUGCAGAGAAGGCGUUAUUUAGGGCGUUGAAGACGAAGGGAAAUACUCCGAAAUACGGUCUCUUAUACCACUCUACCUUCAUCGGUCGUGCAAACCCAAAACACAAGGGUCGUAUAUCAAGAUUCCUCGCCAACAAGUGCUCGAUAGCGUCACGGAUAGAUUGUUACUCUGACAACCCUUCAGCGAAGUUCGGUGAGGCUUUGCGAGCUCAAGUUGAGGAACGUCUCAACUUUUUUGAGACGGGUGCCCCACCUUCCAAGAACGCCGAUGCUAUGAGGAAGGUAUUAGAGGGAUUAGCUUUGGAUGAUGACGAGGAUGUAGAUAUGGAAGACGCGGACGGCGAGCCAGCACUGACUACUCUUGGAAUUAGUCCGAAGAAAGGAAAUAAGGAGAAAAAGAAGAGAAAAAUUGAUGUUAUGGAUGAUGAUGAGGAUGGUGAGCCGUCGCCUAAGAAGGUUAAACUGUCGAAGGAAGAGAAGAAGGCCUUGAAGAAAGAGAAGAAGGCAAAGGCAAAGGCCGAAGCUGCUAUUGCUGUCCAGAAAGAGGACGUAGACAUGGAAGAUGUGAGUGUUUUAUUGCCAGUUUGUUUAAUGAUAGUCUUACAAGUCUGUUAGGGCGAAAAGAAAAAGAGAGAGAAGAAGGAGAAGAAAGAGAAGAAAGACAAAGAGAAGAAGAGCAAGAGCAAGGAGUGACCUUGGGCUAUUUUCUCUCCCUGUCCUAUCUCCUGCGCAAUAUUCUAAUUUUCCAUUGUCUGCCCUUGCGGUAUUGUCAUCGACUCUGAUUCGCCCUCGUUUCACCGUCUUUUGGUGUCAAUUCAGUACGAAUCCAAAUUAGGAUACAAGAGGUGGUUUGGAAUAUGUGGGCAAUCUGUGGGAUGUCCUCCAUCAGGUAAAUCAUCCACCUUUGCGGCAGAACGGUCAUUUGGGAGUUUAGGUUUGGUAAAUUGCCAUGCUAUCGACAGCCCUUGGUUUCGAAGGUCAGAAAUUUGAGGACGGUAUUCAUCCUCCCAAUGGUCAAGCGUUUGAAUAUUAGGGCCGCCUCUGAAUACCACCUUGACCGACCUUAAGCGUCUCACUUUACAAUGCACGAACCUCUUCGUUAUCAAGUCCAUUACCCGUUCUGCAUCAACAGAAUGAAUCUCCAGGAGCGUCAAGUCCUCCAACGACGGACACAACAAGUUGUUACCUGCCGAAGGCUCUGCGGGAGUGAGCGCCCGGAUCGCUGCUCCUGUGUCCUGUUGCGUACCCCAGAAGACACCUCGUUGAAGGGACAAGGAGGUCAACGAAGGCAUGAGUCGAAUGCACUGAUUAAUUAACUCAGAUGCAGGUAGGGGGAGGUUGGUGCUGAAGGAUCUCAGAGACGAACUGGAUUUCUCCAAGAACAACUUCAGAGGAGAAUCUGCCAAGGCAAAGUCGACGUCCACGCCUAGAUGGAGAAGGGAUGGGCAAGUUAUGGAGUCAAAGAAUAGCUUUACGUUAUCCGAAUGACUGAGCCCGAUUGACACUGGGGCGAUGGCGGAUUCGCGGAAUAAAACUUCAAACGACUGUAAUGAGGGUAAAUGGACACGAGGAAGGUCAGCUCGGUCAUCGGGAGCUACGUGGGGGAAGAUCCAAAACGAACACUUCAUUAGAUUUCUCUGCAUAAAGGAGAGAAUCCGCAGUGCAGGUAAGACUUCCAGUGAGCCGAGGUGUGGAUGAAGAGAUAUUUCGGUGAUCUGCUCCCAACGCAAUGGGAGUGCCACCACAUUAUGUGAAUGUUCGAAGCCCAAGUCGACAACACGAAGCGAAGGUGCAGACCGAAUUAGGCUCUCCAGAUGAGGUGCGUCGGGGAUGCUCGAACGGCCACUAUACAGCGUUAAAGAAUGCAGUCGAGGCAUCUCUUCCGGGUUCAGAGAUUUCACUGGAUCUAGAAACGGUGCUAGCACCCCGUCAAAACGAGCCCUGAACCAACGUCGCCGGUAUCGAAGAAAUGUAUCGACGACCGACUGAGCUACUGUAAGAACAGGUUCCCUGAGUUCCUGAGGAUUCUGUGUCCACCCCCCGAUUCCGAAGGUAACUGAGAAAGUGAUAGAGGUAGAGCCUGAUCUGUCCAGCCAACGCUCAAUCCCCGUUCGUCGUUCAUCUACGAGCAUUCGGUAAGUUCCGAACUCUCUGCAUACCGGAAUGUAGAUAUGGAUGGACGACCACAAACGUGGAGUUGUCAGAGCAACGUUUCGCCAUGCAUUGCAAACGGUAGUGAGCACUAACGGUGCAUGUUUUGUGCUACGAACUGGGUACGGUUCCAAACACUGGAGGAAGAUCUCUCUGAGAAGGUCGUCUGGUAAGCGUCUAAAAGGCGAUGUAAGACCGAGAUGAUCGUCGAUGUAGGCACUGAGAGCGUCCCGCUCGCUUCUGAGUUUCGCGAGUGUUUCCUCCAGGCGAGCUAUCUCAAUGUUGACUUGUUUCAAGUCCUCCUGGGACCGCUGAACUAAAUUUGCGAUCUGCUGUAUUUCUUCUACAUUGGCUGCAUAGUUUGAGCUGAGAACAUGCGUGAAAGGGGAAUGGGAAGGGGCGGCUAUCAUGGUGGUCAAGGUCAAUUGGGUC